UGCUGGGCCGGUGGGGUGGGACCCAUCCGACGACCCGCUCCCCACUUGCGAAGCCUCGUUGCCUGCCUUCCCUUCACCUUCGCCUCCACUCCAUCCAUUUCCUUCUGAUUUCUCCAACGCAACGACCAUCACCGUUGCGUCCUUGGCCGACCCCCGGUCUCCGCCUCUCCUCGCCGCGCCGCUCGGCUCGCGUCGCCGAUGGCCACGGCAGCGGUGGCGAUCCACCAGUUCGCCGAGUGCAUCACCUGCCACGCAUGGAGCCCCGACCAGUCCAGUCUUCUAUCUGCUUAUUGAUACACCAUAACUUUGUUUAUACCAGAAGACCACUAGCUCCUGUUCUUCUUGAGACUGUGACUGCCUUUUGUCCAAACAACAAUGAAGUGCAUAUUUAUAAAUUUUUCACAGACAAGUGGGAGAAACUUCAUGUUCUUUCAAAGCACGAUCAAAUAGUGUCUGGGAUAGAUUGGAGUAGAUCAUCCAACAAAAUUGUAACAGUUUCACACGAUAGGAACUCAUAUGUUUGGACACUGGAAGGACCUGAUUGGGUACCCACCCUCGUUAUUCUCAAGCUAAAUCGUGCAGCUUUAUGUGUCCAAUGGAGCCCAAAAGAAAAUAAGUUUGCUGUGGGAAGUGGUGCUAAGUCUGUGUGCAUUUGCUACUAUGAACAAGAAAACAACUGGUGGAUUAGCAAGGUUAUUAGGAAAAGGCAUGAAUCUUCUGUUACUAAUGUCGCAUGGCAUCCAAAUAAUAUACAUCUUGCAACAACAUCUACUGAUGGUAAAUGCAGAAUAUUCUCCACUUUCAUCAAGGGUGUGGAUACAAGGGGAUCGCAAGCGAGCACUUCCUCCGAUUGGAAAUUUGGGGAGCAAAUUGCGCAGCUUGAUCUGUCAUCUACUUGGGCAUUUGGCGUAAGGUGGUCACCAAGUGGAAAAACAUUGGCAUAUACAGGGCACAAUUCCAUGGUUUAUUUCAUUGAUGAUGUUGAAUCUUCUCCUGCCGCACAAAAUUUGGUGCUGCGUGAUCUGCCUCUCCGUGAUAUUCUUUUUGUCUCUGAGCACAUGGUGAUUGGUGUCGGCUUUGACUGCAACCCUAUGAUCUUUGCUGCAGAUGAGACUGGACUUUGGAGUUUUGUAAGAUACUUGGAUGAAAGGAAAGCUACUCCAUCGACUUCAAAAGCCUCGCAGCUCUCUGAAGCCCUUGUAAAGCUAUAUGGUCAAACAAAGCAAGGGACAAGUAGUGACACUGUUGAACCAUCAAAACCUCGCGGUGGUGCUCAUGAGAACUGCAUAACUUGCAUCGUACCGUUGAGAACAGGAAGCGACAAUGCUAUCAAACGUUUCAGCACAUCAGGACUGGAUGGUAAGAUUGUGGUAUGGGAUUUGGAAAAUCACAUCAAUAUGACAAAGUAGCUUCAAUGAAGGAUUCAAUGAUCAAAUUGGAUGAAAUUCUGUCGUUACACAUUGGACCAUUCUUGGCAGCAGGCCCUGCAGGUUUUCAAGGUCAAGGGCCAGGUAGAUUGCUUGUUUUGUUGUACCUGUACACAAACUGUUUCUUUAGCAAGCUCUUUAGCAUAGGUGCAGUUUGCAUCUAUCAAUUGGCUUCAUUUUUGGGGAGUCAUUUGGUCUUUUGAAUUCAUAUUGUGUAACACCUGUAUAAUUCUAGCUAGGUAGGCAAUGACAUGAUUCGACAUUUCCCAGC
Phragmites australis (common reed) is the source of this 1698-nucleotide messenger RNA. Its product is annotated as actin-related protein 2/3 complex subunit 1B-like. The record is from RefSeq and is a predicted model, not a curated record. Gene Ontology annotation, biological process: Arp2/3 complex-mediated actin nucleation. Gene Ontology annotation, cellular component: actin cytoskeleton; Arp2/3 protein complex. The coding region runs from base 255 to 1409 and encodes 384 amino acids. The transcript has 16 exons. Gene Ontology annotation, molecular function: actin filament binding. NCBI's taxonomy places the organism in Eukaryota, Viridiplantae, Streptophyta, Magnoliopsida, Poales, Poaceae.